AGGGUCUGAAGCUGGCUGUGCAGCACGAGAGAAGACCUGCUGAAGAACAGAGAUAGAUGUGAGUCCUGUUUUAUUCUUUCUUUCUUUCUGCUGACGAGAAAACAAGUCAGAGUCGCUAAACGAGUGAUUAGUUUUAGAUUUCACACAGCUACAGAGAUGCAUGACCAAGACAGAAAAUAGCUAAGGCUGCAGGGAGAUCAUUUCGCAAAAAAGGGACAAAAGUGGCAACAGAAAGAUGCAAAACAGCACAGAAGGGGCCAUGUGAAAAAAGCAAAGGGUUCAAAGAUGCAAAAGGACAGAGAACAGAUGCAAAUUUAUGCUGAAGAACUUUAGAAUAGGUGAAAAUAUAUGCUCAAAUACUACAAAGCUCAGCCUUGUUGACUUAGAAAUCAAUACCCGACCUUUUAGUUUGUUAAUGACAUUAUUACCGAGGUGAUGCUGAACUUUCAUCCUUGUUAAUCAACCACUGUCUGUGAUUUUCAUAAUAAAUGCUUCACAUUAACAUCUGCUUUAAAAAACAGAUUUAGUUUCUUUGCAGCACUUCUAAAACUUCACUCUCCACAGAGGACACCAUGGCCUCCACCCUCUCUGUGCGCAGCUACUCGGUCCGUCAGCCAUCCUUCUCCAGUGUCUCUGUGAGGGACAGCGGACGCAGCAUCCGCUCCAAAUCUCAGGUCCCCGUCAGCACGCUGCCUCUGUCCCGCUCUGUCUCCAUGGGCAACGGCCUCAACAUACUGGGCUCCAGUCUCUCCUUCAAUGGACUCGGUGUGGGCACCAGUGAGAAGGAGACCAUGCAGGGCCUGAAUGACCGGCUGGCAAACUACCUGGACAAGGUGCGCACCCUGGAGAGAUCCAACGCAGAGCUGGAGUUGAAGAUCAAGCAGUUGAUGAUUGAGAAGGUGCCUAAAGGACACGACAUCGAGGGGAUGAUGGCUCAGGCACACGCUAUUGGACAGGAGGUCAGGAGAUCCAUUUUAUUCUUUUUUUAUUAAAUUAAUAGUUACUUACUUUUCCAGGAACUUUUAAAGCAUGUGCUUCAAAUCUGAGGGCAGUAAAAAAUGUGUUUCCUGCACUUGCUGAUUUCACAGCUUCUCAGAUAAAGACAGGAACAGAUUGUGCCGUUUUGUUAAAAACAUCUUCUAAGAUCAUUAAAGGGAAACAAAGAAAUCUGAAAACUUCUUAAAGCUCCUUUGAGGAGGUUUUUGAUGUUUAUGAAACAGGCUGAAAUUUCAGUUGAUGCCUCUUUGUGAUAUUUAAAUGCAAAUGAGACCAUCAUUUGUUAUCACUAUGAGCCAAGCAGCUGAAGAAGCAGCCCUGUUUCUAAAUUUUCCAAGUGAAACAUUAACAGAAUCAACAGGAUGAGAGAAUUUUUUACUGCCUAAGCAUGUAGAGGACAAAGUAAAGCAAAGACUGCGUCGUCCACAGGGGGGCACCAAAGUGACACAAACCAAAAGUUCCUCACAGCAGCUUUAAAAUCCUCUGGAAAGUUACAGGUAUUUCGCUUUUUUUUUAAACUUGUUUCAAGUGAAUUUUCUGAGUUGUUUUCAGGCAUUAAAGUUCCUGUGGGGAACUUGAUUUUGGUAAUACCCCUUAUCUCUGCACAUGUAUGAAAAUUAUUGUCUGACAUUUAACUCAUCCUACCUUUGGUUAUAAAGUUAGUGUAUCAAGUGUAAGAAGUAGUUUAUAAAGUUUAAAAGGCUGUUUCUUCAGGGCUAUCAGUUGUGCUGUCUGACACCCACCACCUCUCCCAGCACUCAUAAUUCUGUGGAAAUGUUCAGUUUUGUUGCUGAUGGUCUUGUUUACAUUUGUAGGUCCCUAAGAGGUGUCCCUGUAAAUUUCACUCCAUUUUAUAACCAGCUAAAAAAAAUCACAGGAGCUUUAAUAUUCUCCAGCUUAAAAUAAAAGUCUGUUUACAAUUAUGAACCCGUCUGCACCAGAAAACUACAUUUUUAUUAAUUUUUCUUUUUGUCCUCUCUUGAUGUAACACCAUAUUUUCUAUAGGACAUGUUUAAAGGUGCUUUAUAAACAUAUAUAAACAUUAAAGUUCCUGUAAGUAAUGUUUGGCUUGUGUACAUUUUGUUUACGGUGUCCUCUACAUUCUUGGGUGGUGAUGUUUGACAUAAAAAUCCCAGCCUGCUGAUUUUUGUCAGACAAAUGUGUCAUAUAAUGGGAUUAUUUUAUUUUCUGGAAAUUGUGCAAACGAGGCUGUUUCUUGAGCUACUUGGUUGACACCUGCCCUCUCACACCAGUUUGGGCAUUAAACAUUGCAAUAUAACACUCACCAAUCUUGUUACUAAUGGUGUUGUUUCUUUUUGGGUAUCAUUAAAACGCAUCAGUAUGAAUUUAUCUCUAUGUGAUAACUGUGAAAAAAAAACCUCAUAGGAGCUUUAAAAGGGGGAAUACUGUAGAGUUGGAAUUAUGCUCAUGGAGAACAAGAGUGCGAACACUGCAAAGCUGGGUUUUACUGGUUAAAGACAGAAGGACAACCAAAGCUGCCAAGAAAUAAAAUCCACUUCAGCGUAAAGCACAAAAUCUUCCUGAUGCUCCAUGAUCCUUCCUUAACUCCCCACCACAUUUCCCCUCAGGUACGAAAGAAGACGCUGGAAAACGCCCGCAUCAUGCUGGAGAUCGAUAACGCCAAGCUGGCUGCCGACGACUUCAGGGUCAAGUGAGUGUCACACAGAGGUUUCUUUCUCUUGCUCGCCUGUGAGUGUUCACAUGGGAGCGCCAGACUGCAGAGCCGUGUGAAUAAAUGACCUUUAUGUCAGGCUGUGAAAUAAGAGCCUCGUUCCCACGCUGUUCAGGGACUCGCAGGAGUCGAGCAGCCGUGAACCAUCAGUGAGUGCUGGAGAUGUUGGAUGAAGGUGCAGAUGUAGGAAAGAUUGAGGAGUACAAGUCCACCCACUGCUGCUGUUUUUCACAGCGUGUUGACGGUAUGUUCUGUGGUCUGAUGUGAGGGAGUGAUACAUCACUCUGCACUGAUUCAUGGUAUUAGCAGCAAAGCGUAUGUUUACAUUACAAGGAGAUCUUUGCAGGAGCUCUAAAGCUGUAUUUUCCACACUUGUGCAUUCAUUCGGGGGUUAUUUGCUCUUUUUCUUCAUUUAUUUUGAGCAUCUUUUAUUUAAGCAUCAUCCGUUAAAACACAAUUACUCCAGUUCACACCAAAGUCCGUGAACACCAUUAGUUCACAUUUUAUCAUCCAUUUCUAAUUAUGUUCAAACUGAUUAUUGAUCCACAUCAUCAGCCCUGAGGUUGAAACUUCAAAAAGUCAAAAUUUUAAAUGUUGGUUUUUGCUUGUUUUUUUUCACUGACAAGAGGGUCUGGACGAAAGACUGUAUAUUUUAUGAACAACUUGGCUCCGCCUUCCAUCGUUUUAUGAAUUUUAAGCCAAAAAGCUCCUCUCAGUAUUUCCGGGAUUUUCUCCACUUCCUGGAACCUCCAAUUGCACAGUAGCAUUGUACGCAUUCAUUGUGAGAGUCGCUGUGAUGACGCUCGGCUCAAACAGCAUAUCCCCCGGGUGGGCUUCGCAAUCUUCAUACACCCAUAGGUUGUAUCAGGUGUCAAUCAUAGAAAACAUGAACCCCCUAAUAACUUUUAAAAAUGGAGCUUCACUGAAAAAAGAGGACUUGAGGACUAAACAUCGCAACCGGUGGGAGAAAAAUUUAUAUUCUGUGUAAUAUAUUUCUAAAGUUUGUCCACAACUUCAUUAAGGUUGCUGGAGGAGGCAGGAUUUAUGACCUAAACUGCAGACCGUCACCAGGGGACCUACUGUUAGUCUAAGGUCUCCUCUGCUCUCAGAUGUAGUGGACCAAUCCUAAUCCUUUAGCUGAAAAUUAGGCAGGUUCACAAAACAACGACACGAGUGCCGUUUCAGCUUUGUUGUAAAGACUGCAGCUCCCAGGGGCCUGAACUGACCACUCAAACUCAUUUCAUUUACUUCAAGCAGAAUAUUAGACAGUGUAAUAUCAAUUUUUAACUCAGCUGAGGAUGUUUCCAGCAGUCAAACUUUGUCACGUUUGAGCUUUCUGAACAUCUGUUUUCAAGAGCAACAGAUCAAUUUUAAAAGCAGGGAAGGUUUUUGUGUCCACUUGCUUCAAGAGUAUUUAGGAUCUUAAAGGGCAGCAGUAUUUAUUGUUGUUUGGGUAUUGUAUUUUUUGUAUGAUUUUAGUAAAUCGAGGUCUGAUUGUUGUUUUUUCUACAUAUCUUAUGGCUUCUAACACUUCAAAUAAUUCACUGAGCAUUAUUUACAGACUAGAGCUGUAUGAUUGUUUAGAAGUACAAGUUAAAGCCGGGGGGAAAGGAGAUAAGGAUGUUUUUGUCAUAUUACUAUUCCCAAAUUCAAGAAAUUAUGUCUUACUUUAGUUUUACAAGUUAAAUUGGGUUUAGUACUUUUCUUUUACUUUUGGAAACUUCUUGUCUUCAGAUAAGAUGAGUCCUAACAAGUCAACCAUCUUAGAUCUGUUUUACAUAUUUGUUUAUCCACAUUAUCAAGAGACCUCUUUAGGAGGCCUUUAUUCAGGUUUAAUUGACUGUUUUUGUUUGUUCAUAAAAUCUUCAAGUUUUAUCCUUGAAAAAAAACAGAUGCGUAAAACACGAUGUUACAGUAUUUAAGUACAAACUGCAAUUUUUUCCUCUAACUUCUAUUUAUUUACUCUUUCCUGCAGAUGGGAGGCAGAGGCCACCUUGUGCCAGUCAGUGGAUAGAGACUGUCAGGCUCUGAGGAGAGCCAAGUCUGACCACGAUCAGAUCAUCGGUACUCUGCGAGGAGACCUGGACAGCCUGAAGGAGGAGCUCUACUUCCUCAAGAAGAAUCACGAUGAGGUGAGAGCUUUGCUGCCUCAAAGGUCACGUCAGAGAUGAUCAGUGAGUGUUUGCUUGUCAAGAUAAUCGCUUUACAAGUUGUCAAGGGAAGUCUUGUUUAAAUAUAUGGAGUCCUUAAAGCACAGUGGGUCCUCUGAGCUUCAUGAAGGGUACUUUUUUACACUUGGAUAUGAUUCAUUUCAUCCAAAACCACAGAGCUGCUCCACAUUCCAGUCCCUGAUCCAGUCAGUAACUCAGCAGAAACAGGUCAACAAAAAGCAGAGCUGCAGCGGAGGCUUUUACAGUAUCCAGUAUCAGAAAUAUGAUCAUGUGACAUGAAUGGACACGCCCACUUUCUUUGUCACCAAUGGUGCCUCAAGACAGCAAAAUAACACCUAUUGUGCAUACUCAAUAAAAGUAGUUCAGUCACAAGUAUUGUGUGUGUUUAGACAGUGAGGUGUGGUGUCCAGGAUGUAGACUGAGCCGUGCAGGUAGUACCCUGCUCCCUGCAGACUUUGUUUUUCAUUAAGAGGUUUGUCUUGCACAGGCUGACGGGGUGAAAGUUAAAGAGGGUUAAACAAAAAGACACAAUGAACAGCUGAGAACAACAAAGGGGAGCAUUAUGAACUGCUUAUUUUCUGAAUGACUAAAAACACUGUCUCUCUUUACGAUCAAAUACUAAUAUUGUCUGAGGAGGUCGCACAGAUUUGUCUCCAAGUUUACAUUAAUACAAUAAAGUAACACAAACACAAUCAAAUCUGUAAACACUGCAAGCAAAACAAAUGACAGGGGAAACUGUCUCCAGGGGACCAUGAGGGGCAGACUUUUGUUGCAGAGCACUAAAGGGGUAGUUCACUUUUUUUGUUAUUAUUCUUAACUGAGGUUUUGUGAGGUUCCCAAAGAAAAGUGUUAUAGCCACAGGGGAUCCUGGUCAGCUCGGCUUCUUUGUUAAGAAACCAGAGAACUGGAACGUGAGCUAGGCUAUGAAAGGACAGGGUCAGCCCUAACAGGUAUUUUAGUUUAAUGUAACAAACUCUGACCAAAGCACUCUUCUCUCUGUGAGUGAACCCUCUAUUUGGAAAUUUUUAAGUUCUUUCUUUUGCCAUCAGACAGCCUGUUCAUUUUUGCACUUACAGACUUUCUUCCACCUGCAGCACACUGAUCAGAGCCUCUGAGUUUAGCCUAAUUUUAAGCACUAAAUGCCGAAGCCCACAUGUGAGACACAGGCUGUAGAGUUUGUUAUUUCAGCUCAUGCCGAUACUGUGUAUUUGUUUUGGUAAAUGAUGUAUGGACGAUUUUGUACCUUUCCAGCCAAACGACUGUUUCUUCCUCAUCUCUUAAAAUCACGACAGGAAAUGAAUGCUCUGAAGGGGCGUCUGGCCAACGAGCAGGUGAGUGUGGAGGUGGAUGCAGCCCAGGGUCCAGAUCUGGGGGCCAUCAUGGCAGAACUAAGAGUCCAGUAUGAGGGGAUUGCUCGCAAGAACAAGGAGGAGGCUGAAGCCUGGUACCUCAGAAAGGUCAGAUCCAGCAUUCGCACCUGUUUCGCUCUGUACUACCUUUUGUUUUUACAAGCAUAAACUGAUAUUUUUGUACAUGUGUGUUUGUAGUUGGAGGCGGUGCAGUCUGAGGUCAAAGAAAAUAACGAGGCUCUGCGUUGUGCUCAAAGUGAACUCAGUGAGAGGCGGCGUUUCUUGCAGGCUCUGGAGGUCGAACUGGACAAUGUGAGAAAGCAGGUAAAAAAAACAAACAAACACAUGGUGAAGUAGUGUUGUCUGAACAUCUACAGGUAGCCACCCAUCCCACGAAUCACUUCUUAAAUUCAAAUUGAGAUUUUAAACCUUUUAAAAAUGCCAACCUGGGUCACAUAGUGAACCUACUGUAUGUUGGCAAAUAAACAUUUGUUUUCUUCAACACAUAUUUAUACCAACUCUGGGAUUUUGUUUCCUGGAAAACAACCCUUUUUUUUUUUCAAGUAAGCUUUAACCAGUUAGUUAUCAGUGGUCCUACUCAUCUUUUGAUCUUCACUUCAGCACCAAAGAGUUUAUACUGGUUAGUCUCAGGCUACAGUGUGGUAAUUUCAUGUGUCUCCAGGUGCGAGCCUACUUUUCUACAUUUAAACCAACAUUUUAUUUUUGUUUCUUGCUUUUUUUUUUAGCUUGGCUGAACCUUAACCUUUACUGUUUGGUCAAAAGGCUAAAAAGAGAGCUAAUUUUUCUUUAACAAGAGAGCUUAUUAUAGAAAAAAUAAAUGCACAUUGACUCUUUGACUCCAGAGAUCCUCGUCUGUUUCUGUUUCUGCUUGUAAAGAUUAAUUCAGUUUUUCUAUAACAUUCCCCCCCACCUCCUCCUCACCUCUUCUCUUCUGCACACAUCACACAUGUCAGACCUUUCUAAAGCCAACAGCUGCUUUCUCUUUGUCAACAAAGAGCUACCAACAGCACAGUGUACACAACAAUUUCUUUCUGCUCCGAUAAUCAAUCAGAGUGACAAGACGUGAAGUCUAAGGAGGGAGUGUUUUGUGUUUCCGCUACAUGUGCGCACAAAUCAAACAGCACGCAGACGCCGUCACUGUAGGCAGGUAAUAGCUCAUUGAUGUUUGCUUUAUAGUGAGCACACAGUAUUGAAUGCAGAGAUAUUAUUGUGCUGACAGUCUGCAGUGUCUGUGGAUGAUAUGUAUGGGGGCAUGAAUGGAUGAGCUCAGCAAGUAAACACACAGUGCAAAGCAAUAUUUAAGGUUCAGAAUUCACAGGGAACAGCUUCACAGCCCUCUAUUGAUUCUCUGUGGUUUAUUGUGCUAUUUAAAGGUACAAUUCACAGCAUCUACAGCUGCACUGCACUGAGAUAUUUUAAUACAACAUAUAAAACUUCAGGGUGUAAAAUUAACCUCUCCAGAAUAAAGAGAAUAUAAAUGAACCUUCAGCUUUACAAAUUGUUUUUGUGUCUGUCAGCUUUCUGUUUUGGUUUGACUUUAGUGACUAAAGAAGAGGUAAAAGUUGAGCAGAUAAUAGACUCAAAUUCUUCAGGUUUACCUCACCAUUGUCUUUACUUGUAGAUACCUCAUACCUCAGAAGCAAAGAAAGCUUCUGGUUUCUGUUUCUAUUGUUUUUUUUUCUCUAUUCUAGCUUUUUCAUCCCUAGCUUAUUUGAAGACAGAGUAGUACAACUUUUUAACACGCUUUUGUUCAACGUUUAGAGCCAAAGAAGAGGAACAUAUAGGCCAAAGUGCAGUCACAGAAACCUGCUCCUGUCCAGUAAAAAUGUUGCCCCUUUAAAUGGUCUCUAAUAACAGAUAACUGCAGCUAAAAAUAGGCAACAUUCUGGUGGUAAAAUUUAACUCUCAACUUCUAAUAAUUUAAUAUUUCUGUCUCAGGUUUCUGGUCAGAUUGUAAACAAAGACAAGUGCACGAAAGGAAAAGCUCUGACCCAGAUAUCUUUCAGUUUAGCUUUGUUUCUUUUGAGAUCACCUGAAAAAAACUCCAAAUGAAUCAUUAUAAAUUGUUUUAUAGUUGUUCUUAAUAAGUACAAUAUUUUAUGUAGUUACGUUUUCACUACCCCCAAGAAAUGCCAAAAAAUAUAUUUAUAUAUAAAGAUUUAUAAUUUGAACUUGCUCUGUCUCCACUGUUGAUUAUUUUUGUAAAGUAUGAAAGUCUUAAUCUUUGAUCAUUACCUCUUUGUCAUGAUUACAGGUCAGCGUGUUGGAGGGAAACCUAGGAGAAACAGGGCAUAAGUACUCAGUGGAGAUGGAUCGUCUUCAGGCCGCACUGACUCAGCUGGAGGAUGAGCUGUCUCAGCUGCGUUUGGACAUGCAGCGCAACAAGACCGAGUACGAGCAGCUGCUGCGCAUCAAACAGACCCUGGAGAUGGAGAUUGCCACCUACAGGAGGCUGCUGGAGGGAGAGGAAAUGUAAGAGAGGAAAAGGAGGAAACCAAAUAUGAUUUACCCUACAUACACUGCUGUAACAUCACCUUUUUACUUUGUUUGACUUCUUGAUGUAGUUCUUCUAUUUGUUUUUCCUGCAGGGUGAAAGAAACACCUCCACCUCCUAAAAGUGAGUUCAAGUUUUUGUUAUUUGCGAAGUCCAGCCGAGAUUAGGAAGUCACUUCCCUUCAGGGUUUUUUUAGGUUAGGGACAUCUCUGAUGUUGUUUUCCUUUGUACUAUGGUAAUACCACCUCAAUGUUGGUCAGCGCUGCUUGUUCAAAAAAUUACAAACAGAUAAGAAAAGAGGAGAGACUUAAUAUCCGACCUCAAAAUACAGCAGUCCAUGAAAUAGUCACAGAAUGUAAUCAAUUAGAUCAACUUUUCUUUCAAUGUAUUUUCUACAGUAAGACAGAAGAUGUCGUUUGAAGAGAUUUUCCAAUUUUACUUUUCAGUUUUGAUCCAGCGUAAGAUCACUGUCACUCAGUUUUGUUUGUGGCUAAAGCAGGUUUAAUUUUGUGUUGCAGAAGAGCCAGAUGUAAGGACCAGGAAGAUCGUCAAAGUGGUCACUCAGACCAUGAUCAACGGAAAGGUGGUGGAUGAGUCCAGCGAGGUGGAGCAGAUUGAGGAGCACAAAAAAUGAGCCAAAGUGUUUGCAGAGAAGCGGUGAUGUGUCCUCAAACUCAAAGUGACAGCUGUGUUUCAAUUCAAAUGUCAGCUCAGCAUUUCUUUUUUAGAUGUUUCUGGUUUGUUAUUAUGACUUAAUGCCUUAAACUUGCCAAAAAUAAACCAAAAAUAGAGUUUAACCGAAACUUUUGUUUUCUAGCUACAUAGUGUAUUUCAGUUUCUUAGAUAAUCGGAAGAACUCAACAUGUGACGGAAAUGUCCUCUGAAAUGUUAGCGUAGUCUGUGACACUGUUACAGUGUGGACAAACAGUUCAGCUAUAAAAUGAGGAUUUUUUUUUGAAGAUCUAUCUUGUUCAGUUAAAAUCAUUUUUGUAGUUAGGAGUUAGUUUUCA
This is a messenger RNA of Xyrichtys novacula (pearly razorfish), 9734 nucleotides long. Lineage: Eukaryota; Metazoa; Chordata; Actinopteri; Labriformes; Labridae. The record is from the annotation of a GenBank genome assembly.